Radiomyces spectabilis is the source of this 765-nucleotide messenger RNA. RefSeq lists its product as uncharacterized. The coding region runs from base 108 to 680 and encodes 190 amino acids. The record is from RefSeq and is a predicted model, not a curated record. NCBI's taxonomy places the organism in Eukaryota, Fungi, Mucoromycota, Mucoromycetes, Mucorales, Radiomycetaceae. The transcript is spliced from 2 exons.
GUUCAUUGCACAACCUCUCACGACACUCCGCGACAUAUUUAUAAAAAGCUUCAUCUUUUGUCACUGGUAUCCUAUAAUCUCAUUGGUUUUCUUUUCCUCUACACAUCAUGCCUUCUUUUCUCCAGACUGCCAUUCUCGCUUUAACAGCAGUUUCGAUGGCCCACGCGGCUAUUGUUAUCAAAACCCCCUGGGAAGAAACGACUUGGCGAGCAAACCAACCCGCUAACCUUGCAUGGGUCUCCAAUGCCACUGAUUUUGGCACUGUAUGCGACAUCCAGCUGUUGACCGGCAGCGAUGCCCAUGCCCACGUUAUUGCUAAUUUGACCGCGGCCGAUAAACCUAUCCCGUGCUCUGUGAACCAAUACACCACUUCUCCACUUCAAACCUACGAUACCGGCGACUACUUUGUGCGCAUCGGGCAAGCCGCUAAGGACAACUGGUCGUAUUCCGGCACGUUCCGUUAUAUCGGCAAAGGCGCCUUCCCCAUGGGCGCCAACAGCACCAUGGGAUCUUCCGCCGGCUCGACAACCUCCGCCAACCCCAGUACUAAAACGGCUGCUUCCAGUGUCACCAGCCAAGCCAAUGCUUCAACUCCGAAAGCAUCCUCUUUAUCUGAGGUGUCAAGCGAUGGUGCCAGCACUGCGGAUGCCGCUUCUGAGAGUUCGGCCGAAGAUCUUUAGAUAACCAUUCUUAUCAUUGGUACCAGAGACACAAAGAGCAUUUUUUUAUGAAAUAAAGAAGAAAACUUCUAAAACAAUUUAUAAC